AUGACUUAUGAUUUAGGAUUUGUUGUGAUAAUAGUAAGAUCUGACAUAGCUACUGGUGUACGUGGAAGAAAAACGUUCGUCAUACUUGGAUGUGAAAGAGGGGAAAAAUAUCGGAAAUACAAAGCCGAUGCGGUGGCUAGUGUAUACAACACUCGUAAAUGUGAGUGUCCGUUUAGAUUAAAGGGUAAACCAUGUUCAGAUGGGGUCGGAUGGGUGUUGAAGGUGAUGUGUGGACAUCACAACCAUGAGUUGGCUGAAACUUUAGUUGGUCACCCUUAUGCUGGCAGGUGUGCUGAUGAUUCAGAGGUUGUUACUGACAUGUUUAGGACACAUCCUGAUGCGAUGUUAUGUCGAUUCCACAUCCUUAAAAAUGUUAAAGUUAAAUGCAAAAUGUUAGUUCAUUCUACUGAGGUUUGGGGUGUGUUGAUGGAUGCAUGGGAAAAUGUGAUGGAUUGUGCUGAAGAAAGGUUGUUUGUUGAGUAUGUGAAUGGUCUUCAAUACGGAAGCAGUUCAUGGCCUUUGUUCUUUGAAUAUGUUAAUCAGACUUGGAUUAUUCCUUACAGUACAUACUUUGUAAAGUUCUGGACGAACAGAGUAAUGCAUUUAGGGAACACAACCACAAUAGUGCAACAGAUAGGAUUGGACUCCUCAAAGUGUGGAUGCGUAUUGAGACGUACAUUUGGUGUCCCCUGUGCAUGUGAAUUAGCACGGUAUGAUCAUAGGAUGAUCCCUGUGGGUGAAUUUCAUAUCAUGUGGCGAAGAUUGCAUCUCUCAAAUGUUGAAUUAAAUGAAACUGAGUCUCAAUUAUCCAUUAAAGAUGAGUUGAAACAAGUAGAAGAACGAUUCAAUGAGGUUGACAUUGGCAGUAAAGUCACCAUUAAGCAGAAGUUACUUGAGAUUGUUUGUCCUACAUUGACAUCAAUGGUCCCUCCAUUACAUAAAGUCAAGAAAAAGGGUGCACAAAAAAGUAAAGUUCAACGAAGAGAAAGGUCUACUACGCAGGAUCCAUCAUAUUUUGAGUAUGUGGACGCCUUUCAUUCAACCAUAGAAUAUUCAUCUGUGAGAAGUAAAUUACAAUCAAAGCCAAAAGCAGUGAAGAAAAGGAGAGUUCCAAUGAUAGACCAGUUUCAUUCUACUACUCACCCCUUCAUUGUGGACGUUGUUGAUGUUGUGGCUGAUGGUCACUGUGGGUAUAGAUGCAUUGAUGCGUUGUUGGGACUCGGAGAAGAUUCAUGGCCCGUUAUUAGGAAUGAGUUGUACAAAGAACUCGGUGAAUGA
This is a messenger RNA of Vigna angularis (adzuki bean), 1278 nucleotides long. RefSeq lists its product as uncharacterized. NCBI's taxonomy places the organism in Eukaryota, Viridiplantae, Streptophyta, Magnoliopsida, Fabales, Fabaceae. The transcript is spliced from 4 exons. The record is from RefSeq and is a predicted model, not a curated record. Bases 1 to 1278 code for a protein of 425 amino acids.